This is a messenger RNA of Paramuricea clavata, 4719 nucleotides long. The record is from the annotation of a GenBank genome assembly. Lineage: Eukaryota; Metazoa; Cnidaria; Anthozoa; Malacalcyonacea; Plexauridae.
AUGUUGGACAGGUCGCAGAACCUGACUUACAGUGAACUGCCCAAAGUCAUUACAUUCAUUAAAGAUAUUGUGAAGAGAUUGUAUACCGACCCCAAUAACAUUGAAGUUGGCUUAAUGCACUACAGUGAUAUACGUACGGCAAGAUAUCCAUUGAUGUUGAGAAAAUGGUCGUUAAAAGUUGCCUUGGAUAGAAUAGAAUAUCUAAGAUACCGAUCAGGAAGAAAAAAUUUCUUGGGGUAUGCCCUGAAGACUGUCAGAAAGGUAUGAACCAUGUCUGAAAUGUUUAGAUGUCAUUAAGCGCAUACCUAAUUUUAAGAAUUUUUUAUCACUGCGCACUUUUAUGCAAAGUUUUAUCUAGCCGAGCAGAAACACGCCCACCCUUCUACUGUAUAACCACAAACACAACAUACACUGCUCACCGCCAAGUUUACGGGGACCCAAAUAAAGAAUUACAGUGAGAUAUACAUAGAUGUAUACGUAACUGUCAACUAUACUUCCAUGCAGAAUGCAGGAUCUGGCCAUUUCUUGGACCUCAAAUUUAAACGUUUUCCUGAGGAGAAUGCUCACAGGCCCCCUAAUCAUAGUGUUUCAAAAGAAUGUCGCCCCUUCAUUCCUCUGGGCGGUCUUGACAGCACUUUCAGUUACGACUGUCUUUGCAUUGACAACAUACUAGUUUCAUAAUCACAUACUUGUGGGAAAGAAAUAGUUUCGUCUUGGCAAAUCAAAGGCGGCUUAGGCGUGACAAACUUCUAGAGGAGUUCCAGGGGUAUAAUCUAGGCUCUCUGAAAGAGUAUUUUCGGCAAUGUACAGGGACAUUCUAUAGAAUUCUGAAGAUUCUUCACCAAUUAGAAAAAGUUAAGUAUCAUUCACUCCAUCUUCCAAGCUCAUCAACAGAUCUUUGGUGGGAAACUUUGUUCAUCUGAUAACCUUAAGUAUAAUAUUAGUGCAUGCGGACGUUCGAUCAUUUGGCAUUCAUUCAAAUUAUUCUCAAUCAAAAUGUUUUGAUUAAUACUGUCAAGUGGCAAGAUUAAUUUUUAGUUUAGUUUUUUUGUUCAUUGCUCACUUUUAUAUAUGGCGAAUACUGGUAAUAUAUAUCUAGACAAGACGCCUGCUCAGGCGUUCACACUGGCUUCGCGGUUGGUAAAAUACCAUCGCAAUACUCUAAAAAAUAAUUUGAAACAUGUAGAUGUUCUUCACUUCUUGACGGCCGUCACUUCAUGAUCACAAACAUUCAGAGGACGGCACAAUAAAAAUCCGUACAAAACCAAUAGAGUUCAGCGAUAUCAUAUCGAAAAACACAGAAAAGUUCACGCGCAUGCGCAAUUACAGCAUCUACGAUUUAUAACGUAGUUAAACUCGAAAGCCGUUCUGAUUAACAUUGUGUAGAAUUGGUCCUAAUAAUCGUCUGAGCAUGUUUUAGCUAAAUUGCGCAAUCCUGUGCCCACGAUGUCGCAAUGAAAAGUCACACUUGCGACAACAACAAAAAAUACACUAAAAAGACGGGAGGGGCAAAUGGAAGCAAGGGCAAAUUAUGACACUGGCUGCGGCCAGUGUAAUAAGAAUGCAAUUCCACAGUACAUGAUGCCUGCUUAUGGGCGACGUCACUCAAUGCAUAGUAAUUAGUUGUAUAUAUUUCUUAAAACUAUUGAAAAUACUGGAAAUGGUUUAAAAACUGCGCUAAAAUAGUAACAAGUGUGGAUACUAAAUUUCGCUUUGUUAUUGAAAAGACAAAAGAGACUAUAUUUAUCAAUUAUUAUCAAUUCUUUUCCCCAUUUGCAGAAAAUUUUUCUUUCUUUCAUAAGGACGUUUAAAUGUUUCAAAAUUUUGGCUGAUAUUUUCCUUAAUACUUUUUCUUUAUAUUCUAAAAUUUGCUUCCCUUAAACCAAAGGUGGCGCCAUAUUGAUUUGGACAUGUUUCCACAUUUCGAAAUUGGAGGUAAAUUAACCAUUUCAGGUCAUGCGUCAUACAAAUAUUUUUUUUUUUCAAUCAUGAAAGUAAGAUUGUUUAAAGCACAAUCUCCGGGUUGUCUUUUAGUUCUCUUAUUGGCAAAAAAUUCCCUUUUUCGGUCUUGUGAAAUAUUUUGCAAAUUGAUUUUAAACACUUAGCAUCCAAUAAAUGUUUUAUCUGCUAGCUAUGAAGGACAACUGUUGCAAUUCGUGGCUGCUAGCAUCUGUAGAAAUUCUGCAGAUUCUAAUUUUCAUGUUUAUUUUUAAUAUAGAAAUUCUUUAAGCGACCUCCAAAAGCUGACGAAGAGCGAAUCGUCAUCGUACUUGCGCACAGCGAACCAGCAGAUCCUGAAAAAGCGUUCAAAGUUAGCGAGAAAUUACGUUCACAAGGAGUGGAGAUUAUCACAGUCACCAUUCACACAAAAAAGACUCCAAUGAGGCUAAAUCCUCCGUACAGAGCUUUGGCAUCAUCAAGCUCGAGUGCACAUAGCUUUGAUUUUAGCAAUCUGCUAAACUCCAGCAUUGAUGUUUUGUUGAAUUUGUGCGAACUUAAUACUUGUCCAAAAGGUGAGGGUUUCAUGUACAGCUAUAUAUAUAUAUAUAUAUAUAUAUAUAUAUAUAUAUAUAUAUAUAUAUAUAUAUAUAUAUAUAUAUAUAUAUAUAUAUAUAUAUAUAUAUUAAAAUACUGAUUAAUAAUUCAUACACAAUGUGGCAAAUCAUGUCAGCCAUAAUAUGUCACGUGGAGUGACUUUAUAUCAAAUAAAGCAUGUGGCAUUAUACGGGGUGUCUCAAAAGAAACGCUAUGGAAUUUCAACAGGCUGUCGUGCAUCAUACCCAGAUGAUUUUGAUACGCGGAAAAGUACUGGCACUAGUUGUCAAAUAGAAAUCCAUUUUAUGAUUGAAACAACUGAAUAUCUCCUGUGAUGUAGUUUAUUUCGAUUCCAUAUUUUUGUCAGAGCUAUAGUCCUCAUAACCAAACUUUUAAAAUAAAAAUAAUAAUAAUAAUAAUAAUUAAUAUAAUAAUAAUAAUAAUAAUUUUUGUAAUUAAAAUUACAAAAUUUCAACUAGUUUCAUAAAAAAUGACGAAAGAUAUAAUUGACUGAAUACAUCAAAAUGGAUUUCUAUUCGGACAACCCUUUCUGAGCGCUGAUUGGCUAAAAUACGAACACAAGAUCACCUGGAUAACGUGGCUAAACAAUUCAAUUUUUACAUAGAACGAAAGAACAAUUAUUUAGCUUUACAAUGAUACUCUUUUUAAAUCGUAACGAUGAGAAAUGGACACAUGCUCGUCAAAUAAAAAUUGCCGGUCGAAAUCACAUUCUUCCACCGUUGGGAAUUUGCAUGGAAAAUGAACCAUAGACAAUUCCCAAGAGGGAAUUAAAAUUGAAUGUUGAAUUAUCUAAAAUGAGCUCAACUCGUUGAUGUUCGUAUUUGUGAGACAAUAACACAAUGAGGACGUCCAUAAAACAUGGUUCAAUUAAACCCUGAACAGAAAAUAUUCGUAAUCAAAACGUUUUACGAAACAAAUAGCUUGCAGGUUGCUUUGCAGCAGGCUCACGGUGCUUUUAGAUUGACUAACUUUGCAUAAAUAAUGUGUUUUCAAUUCCCAACGGUGGAAGAAUGUGAUUUCGACCGGCAAUUUUUAUUUGACGAGUAUGUGGCCAUUUCUCAUCAUUAUGAUUUAAAAAAGGUAUCAUAAAGAAGUUAAAUAACAGCUCUUUCGUCCUAUGUAAAAAUUGAAUUGUUUAGCUAAGUUUAUGAUGCACGACAGCCUGUUGAAUUUCCGUAGCGUUUUUUUAGACACCCUGUAUAAUUGUUCAUCCUAAUUAGUAUGAUCAUAUAAUGGUUCAUCCUAAUUAGUAUGAUUAUAUAAUGGUUCAUCCUAAUUAGCAUUCUUUUGUGUCGUAUUUUAAGCUAUUCAAAACACUCGUUGUCGUGUUUUAUCAGAUAUAAAACGCUCGGCUGCGCCUCGCGUUUUAUAUCAGAUAAUAAACCUCCUACUCGUGUUUUAAAUAGUACAUAUAUACAUACUACGCCCCUGGAAACAAGCGACGUUUUUGACAAAAGAUGACACAAAGUAGACAAUAAGAUACACUGGUUUACAUUUAAUGUUAUAUAAUUAUGUGAAGCGCCCUGUUUCUAAGAUAUAAGCAAAGAAGAAUACAGGUUGCCACGACCAAACUUUGGUUUUAUACUUAAUCAAUUUUAUACUUAAUUAGUCUGCCGUCUUGAUGGAAUAUGUAAAAAAUUGUGUCUGAAGUGCGAAGGCUAAAAAGCUCAUGAGGUUGAAAUAUACGAAGUGGAAAACUCCCAGAUGCCCCAAAACUUAAUUCCGUUCACUCUUCGCGCAGUGAUAAAAUUUUCUUAGAAUAAUCCUUGUUUCAAAUUUAGUACCGUAUGUAACAAUAUCAAUCUAAUUUUGAACGAAAAAAGUAAUCAAUUUGUUUUUAAACUUUCAGAUACAACUAAGCACUGUACUCCAAAGAAACAAGAUAUAUUUAUGGUAAUUGACAGCUCACGAAGUAUCGGCCGAAGUAUCUACCCUCGACUAAGACGUUUCGUUCGCAGACUGGUAAACAAGCUGGACAUAUCUGACGAAAGAACACAUGUAGGCAUUCUACAGGCGAGUGAUCGCAGGAGAACACAGUAUGAGAUGAAGCUAGGAGAGUUUACGAAUCCAAAAGUGAUCGAAAGUGUGAUCAAUGAGAUGGAGUACCACAGAGGAUACACCUCGUAUAUCGGUAGAGGAUUGGAUAUAGCUAUCGGAGACAAU